Hibiscus syriacus is the source of this 1098-nucleotide messenger RNA. RefSeq lists its product as uncharacterized. The record is from RefSeq and is a predicted model, not a curated record. The transcript is spliced from 4 exons. NCBI's taxonomy places the organism in Eukaryota, Viridiplantae, Streptophyta, Magnoliopsida, Malvales, Malvaceae. The coding region runs from base 1 to 1098 and encodes 365 amino acids.
AUGUCAUCAGCAGUUGGUUCAAAUAAAGAGUGGAAACCAAAGGUGAUCAGCUCUAAUUUUGGGAAAGGUUCGGGAAUAGCUGGUGCAUCUGAUGUUCCUACUAGUUCAGUUGAAGCCAAUGCUCAUUCGCAGCCUGUUUUAAGAGUUCUCGACUCUGAAGAAGCAACUUCAAAAUUGCAGAAGAAGCUAGAGGAGUUGCAUCUAAGAUCUUAUAACAUGGUUGUUGUUGAAGCAAGUGAACAUCAACAACACAUUUUUAAUGGCAUUCUGACUGAGGAGGUGUAUAUGACACAACCUCCAAGUUAUGAACAGGGUGAUGUAAAUCUUGUGUGCAAGCUCAACAAGGCGAUUUAUGACCUGAAGCAGGCUCCUCAUGCCUGGUUUGAGAGACUUAGAGCGUAUUCGGUGUCUGAAAAGUUUCUUUUGGAAAAAUCUGAUUCUUCUCUCUUCGUUAGAAAAACUGCUAACAAUAUACUCUAUUUGUUAGUGUAUGUUGAUGACAUAAUUCUCACUGGGAGUAGUGAGAUUAAAGUUCAAACUAUUAUUGACAAGUUGAAUAAACAAUUUGCUUUGAAGGAUCUUGGAGUUCUCAGCUUCUUCUUGGGGAUAGAAGUGUGUCAUGACUCCAUAGGUAUUACCUUAACUCAACAGAAGUAUGUGCGUGAACUUUUACAAAUGAGUGGUCUUGAAGAUGCGAAAGGGAUUCAUACUCCCAUGGUGACUAAUAGAAAACUUUCUGUCAAAGAAUGCAUUCUACUUCUGGUUUUGUAUAUAUUUUGGGGGAACCUUAUUUCAUGGAGCUCUCAUAAGCAACAGGUUGUUGCUCGUUCUACUGCCGAGGCUGAGUAUCGCAGCGUUGUCUGUGCUACUGUUGAGUUGCAUGUGGAGCUCGACUUAUUCUUUGUUCGUGAGAUGGUUAUUGCUAGCAAGCUUCAAGUUCAAGAGGUGCCUACGUUUGAGCAGGUCGCUGAUGUAAUGACCAAACCAUUAUCUGCACCCUUGUUCCUUAUACAUCGACAUAAGUUACAGCUCACUCGGCUCAAGUGCAGGGAUGUUCAAUUUUUAGGGUCUCAAAGUAUGGAGAAUGUUGAAGAUUAG